Molecule: messenger RNA, 510 nt
Organism: Musca domestica (house fly)
Lineage: Eukaryota; Metazoa; Arthropoda; Insecta; Diptera; Muscidae
Product: transcription elongation factor 1 homolog
Exons: 1
Coding region: 103-351 (82 amino acids)
Biological process (GO): transcription elongation by RNA polymerase II
Cellular component (GO): transcription elongation factor complex
Molecular function (GO): RNA polymerase II complex binding
Source: RefSeq, a predicted model, not a curated record
UAGACCUACAUAUCCCUACAUACGGCAAGAAACCCCGUCUCCAGCGCGUCGUCUAUUGAAAAGAAAAAAAUAUUUUUUUAAUUUAAAGAAAACUCCAACAAAAUGGGUCGCCGCAAGUCGAAAAGAAAGCCUCCGCCAAAAAGAAAAAAUAUCGAACCAUUGGAUCAACAAUUCAAUUGCCCCUUUUGUAACCACGAACUUUCCUGCGAAGUGAAAAUGGACAAGACGCGAAAUACGGCUAAAAUAAGUUGUCGCAUAUGCUUGGAGGAAUAUCAGACGUCGAUUAAUUUCCUCUCGGAACCUUUGGAUGUGUACAAUGAUUGGGUGGAUGCAUGUGAAAGCGCAAACUAAACGUAUCCAUAAUCCAAACGAUUGGACUAAUCCGGAUAUCGGUGGCUCAUACAUUACUGGUGUAUCAACUUGGAAUAAGUAGAAUUAAAUAAUACAUGUAUUUUUAAUAUUCAACUACCUAUAUAAAUAUAAUUUUUUUAGUCUAUUGUAAAACGAAAA